UCCGUGCAUGACGUCCGUCGCGCGUGGUCGGUCGCGCGAGUGCGCGUUAUGUCGCGCUUGCCAGCGUUGGUCGUGCUGAGCGCCCUGCUCGCCGCGUUCCCCGCCGCGUUCCCCGCCGCGAGUGCCGAACACAAGUAUGGGGUGUGCAACCUGCCCUACUGCCAGUGCAUCCCCGGCAUGCACCCCUCCUGGACCACAGUCAACUGCACCGUGCCCUCCGACCAGAAACUGGACAUCCUGGAGGGUGAUCUUCCGGAAGCCACCACCAACUUGAUCGUGACUGGAGCCGAAGCGGUUAUGAUCGAUGCCAACGCGAUAUCAGGCUUGAAGGACGCAAGACACAUCCACCUGUCUCACAUACAGAUAAUUCUACUAAGAAAAUCCGCCGCAGUCAACCUCAACAUUGUCAGUCUGUUUCUGGAAAUAGCACACUGCGAUGUUUUGCGAAUCGAAGAUAGGACGUUUAGCAAUAUAAAAGGACCGCUAACUGUGUACAUUCGGAACUGCGGAUACGUGCAGAUAGAGAGGGAGGCUUUCUCGUGGCUGCUGUCCAUCAACAUUGACGACGUCAAGAAUCUGCAGCUGGGCCCGGGGGCUUUCAAAUUGGACCCGACAGCCGGCAAUAUAGGUGAACACGGAGCAGGAUUAUCGAUCGAGAUGAAAAAUGUAACAGUACCAGAAAUAGGUGAAAAGACAUUCGGAUCAUCGGCUGCGCUCAUUUCGAUGACGUCGGUGGAUGUCCAGGCGAUACGAGCCGGGGCAUUCUCAGCCAACACAUACAACAUCGUCAUGGCUACGAACUGCUCGUUCCAACUUAUCGAUGCGGAUGCGUUCGUCAGCACAUCAUUGAUAAACAAUUUGCACUUCUAUGGAUGCAAAAUACAACAAAUUGCUUCCAAAGCUUUCCAAUGUGCUAUUGUAAGAUUGAACUUGACAAAUUCGAGGUUCGAGAACAUCGAGACAGGCGCAAUCAACGCAACUGUAACUGCAGUUGAUAUUGUUGACAGCGUAUUCAAGAUCUUCAACGAAAGGGGAUUUGAACUGUGGUUCUCUGACGAGAUUCGAAUGGAGCGUAACUCAUUUGACGAGUUGGCACAAAAUGCAAUCAUGACUCCGCAGAGUAAAAUUCAAAAAUUAAUAUUUGUUGAAAAUGAAAUAGAAAACAUAAACUCCGGAAGUCUAAGCUUCAUAGGUCCUGCCUACGAAAUGUAUCAGGACAGUGUUAUUUAUCACAACAACUAUUUCGGAGUAGCUUGUUACUGUAACAUUAGUGCUUGGUUAGCCAAAGGGUUUGCCAUCGAUUCUGUUGAACCCUUUAAAUCCGAAAGUUAUUGUACUGUGCCAGAAAUAAUUGCACGGUGUUUUAAUGUUCCCGAUCAGAACAUGUUGUUCCAAAAAUUUUUCGACAAUGUGUGCCAUGAUAAAUCAACUAUUCAAUGUGAAAAAUUCAAGUCAAAGGCGUUGGGCGAGGUAGAGAUAAAAAAUCCAAGAUUUCCCCACAAAAAGGAUGGACAGGAGGGAUUAAGUGAACGUGACAAAAAAGUGAUUGGUAUAGUAAUUGUAACAGCAUUGGGAUGUGUGAUAAUAGUGUUAUUUAUAAGUUUCAUAAGGUGGAUGAGACGUCGCGGUUACUGUGUAAAGAUAAAAAAUAUUUUACUCUCCUCCAACUCCUCUUGUGGAACUCUAUGUGAUAGAUUAUGUGUCUGUGGCGCGAACAGUGGACUCGAUAAUGCCAGAAGUAUCUCUCAACUAUCUGUGAAUGAAUAUUCAGAGCGCCACCGACUGAAUGAGCCAAGAGUACAGGAUGCUAUGAUACAAGAAACUGCAAUUCCUAGCGAAUGUACUGAAACUGCAGUCGCUACAGAAAAUAAAACAACUCAAACUUUGCCAGAGGAACUAACAAAGGAAUUAUUAGAAAAUUUAAAAGAAAAACUCGAGGAUCCAGAAAAUUAUGUAGAAGCCAGAGAAAUGAUAGAACAUUUAUAUGAACUUAUAAAAGUUGAAGAAAGCUGUAACACUAACACUCCCACACUCAUAAAUGUUGAAGAGAAUAUCUACGAACUGCCAUAUCAAAAUACUGCGCCGCGAAUUGGUAAAAAUAAAAAGCAAAUGAUAAGUGUCGGAACAAGAGCUCCCUCGCUCGAUAAAUUAAUGCCCUUGUCGCCAUAUAAUAGACAGACUGCACUGGCUCACGAAUAUUUUGAACCCAAGGACUUUGCAGUGCAUCUUUAUACCGAAAUAACGAAUUCUGAUAAAGAAAGGAAAAAUUUGCUCGGUGCCAUUCCAGAUUUAGUUGCCGAACAGCCAAUCCCUCGGGGGCCAUACCUGAAGGCUGUUCGAGAGAAAAUGAAUUCAAGUGGAAGUGCCUCGCCUGUGAAAUCCUUAAACAGCUCGAUAUCUGGUGCACAACCAAACAUAUCAACAAUAAAAUCAAACAAGUCUACAACUUCUAAUAAUUCUGGAAAAAUGAUAAAUAGGCCUCUUCCAGAGAAACCGCCCAAUACCUACCUAGGAGAAGGUCCGUCGUAUCGGUUCCAUUAAGCAUUUCAUCAUUAUUAUGACGCGUUACUAAAAGAUAUUCUUUAAAAUAUCAUAUUUUCGAAAAUCCUUGCUGGAUCCUUGAAGGCGCACGUGUUACUAAGUACGAUGCAAUCGCUUAAACAAAUAUUUCUUUGCUGUGAUAUUAUUUUGUUUAUAUUAUUAAUGUAAUUGAUUUGAUACGUGAAUACGUAAUGCCAGACAUUGUUCUAGUUUUUCUUUGUAAAUAAUUUAUAGAUGUAAAUGUUAAGUUACUCAGCAGUAGCUUGUGUCUGUGUAUGUUGUAAAAUAUUAAUAUUAUAGAUGAUAAGAGUCAAAAAUGCUUGUAUGCACAUCUCGUUGUCUAUAUAAUUAUUAUUAAAUAGAAUAUUAUUGAAUUGUGUUUAUGUGGGUAGCACUCGGAUACCAAAUAAUAGUUACCUAUUACAAAUAUUUCAAAGAUAAUAAUAAAUUUAUAUAUCUUUAAAAGUACUUCGUUCGCGGUGUAUUCUACUUUUCUUUGAAUUGUCAUCGAAAUAAUAUUUUUCUACAGUUUAACCCGAUAUUAACUCGACCUAAGGUUAGUGACUGACUUGAGACUAUAGAGACAAUAUUUCUAUACGUAUUUUUUCUUAUUAAAAUCUAUUUAGAAAUAAAAUAUCAGAUACCUAAGUACUUCUGUGGAUCAAGGUCUUAUGUUUUAUCAUCAUGAAAAUUAGCGAGAUUUAGGAUCAUUUGAAUUUAAAUCACAAUAUUUAUUCAAAAUCAGACUCGGUUCCUACUUCCUAGCAGAUACAGGAUAAAUAAUUAUUAUUUAUUUCUUAUUAUUGAUCUGUGAAAUUCAAAUGUUUCCCUUGGUGCUCGCUAGUAUUUUCUAACUUUAUUAAAUUAUAAUUAAUUAUUUUAUGUAAAGAGAUGGCAAAUGAUUGUUUUGUUUUAUAUUACUCGUAGUGAUAAUAAUUUAGUUAGUGAAAUUCUCAUAAUUUAAAGGCAUUUAUGUGUGAAUGAUGUUCGUAUCCUAUUUUAAAACUUAGUGAUAUUUAUUGUAUGUAUAAAUGCUUCCUUAGAUAGGUGAAUAUUAAAGCACUAAGCAAUGUGACUAAUAGAUACAAUAUAGUAUUUUUAUCCAAUAAAUCAAUAAUUAUAAUUUUUAAUAAUUAUAAUUAAUAAUUAUAUUAUUAAAUAAAUACCUAACAAGUGUUCGUAUUGCAAUGAAAAAUGCUGACUGAUGGCAACAAAAAAAUGAGAUUAGACUAUAAAAUUGUAUUUAUUCAGAUUAUAUACUAGCUAUUAAACCGUAUUAUACUUAUUGGAAAAAUGGCGAUAAAAAAAUCGCAACUUACCAAUGUUCUUAUAUUUAAUGUAUAGGCUUUACUGACCAUAUUUUAUCUGAUUGUGGCGUAGACACAUGGUGUUAUUCCAACAAUGUUGCAUAUGAAAUAAAUGUUGAAUGUGA
Messenger RNA from Aricia agestis (brown argus), 3973 nucleotides. RefSeq lists its product as uncharacterized. Lineage: Eukaryota; Metazoa; Arthropoda; Insecta; Lepidoptera; Lycaenidae. Bases 49 to 2541 code for a protein of 830 amino acids. The record is from RefSeq and is a predicted model, not a curated record. The transcript has 5 exons.